Saimiri boliviensis boliviensis (Bolivian squirrel monkey) is the source of this 1978-nucleotide messenger RNA. It is a transcript of the gene CASP2, whose product is annotated as caspase 2. Gene Ontology annotation, molecular function: protease binding; cysteine-type endopeptidase activity; death domain binding. Gene Ontology annotation, biological process: regulation of apoptotic process; proteolysis. The record is from RefSeq and is a predicted model, not a curated record. Lineage: Eukaryota; Metazoa; Chordata; Mammalia; Primates; Cebidae.
CCUUUCCGUCGAGCUCUCCCGCUUCACCCCAUUGGACCCCGCGGCCGCCGCGAGAGCUCUGCGCCUGCGUACGCACCGGCCGGGGGGACGGGGUGGGGUGGCGUGGGCGCGCGGCGGGGCGCAGGCGCAGGCGCGGUUUGUGUCCGCGGCUAGGGGAGGGAUGUGGGGUAAGCGACGGCCCCCGGUGUGUUUGCGCUGUGGGCGGUGCACAUUGCAGAGCCCACGAAAGGCGGGAGAUGGCGGCGCAGAGCGCGGAGUCUCGGUCCACCCUCCAGCACAAGAGGCUGAUGGCCGCUGAUAUGGGGCGCAGGGUAUUGGGAGUGUAUGGCAUGCAUCCUGACCAUCAGGAAACUCUAAAAAAGAAUCGAGUGGUGCUAGCCAAACAGCUGUUGCUGAGUGAACUGUUAGAACAUCUUCUGGAGAAGGACAUCAUCACCUUGGAAAUGAGGGAGCUCAUUCAGGCCAAAGUGGGCAGUUUCAGCCAGAAUGUGGAACUCCUCAACUUGCUGCCUAAGAGGGGUCCCCAAGCUUUUGAUGCCUUCUGUGAAGCACUGAGGGAGACCAAGCAAGGCCACCUGGAGGAUAUGUUGCUCACCACCCUAUCUGGGCUUCAGCAUGUACUCCCACCGUUGAGCUGUGACUACGACUUGAGUCUCCCUUUCCCGACAUGUGAGUCCUGUCCCCCUCACAAGAAGCACCACCUGUCGACAGAUACUGUGGAACAUUCCCUAGACAAUAAAGAUGGUCCUGCCUGCCUUCAGGUGAAGUCUUGCACUCCUGAAUUUUAUCAAACACACUUCCAGCUGGCCUAUAGGUUGCAGUCUCGGCCUCGUGGCCUGGCACUGGUGUUGAGCAAUGUACACUUCACUGGAGAGAAGGACCUGGAAUUUCGCUCUGGAGGGGAGGUGGACCACAGUACGCUAGUCACCCUCUUCAAGCUUUUGGGCUAUGAUGUCCAUGAUCUACAUGACCAGACUGCACAGGAAAUGCAAGAGAAACUCCAGAAAUUUGCACAGUUACCUACACACCGAGUCACGGACUCCUGCAUCGUAGCACUCCUCUCGCAUGGUGUGGAGGGCGCCAUCUAUGGUGUGGAUGGGAAACUGCUCCAGCUACAAGAAGUUUUUCGGCUCUUUGACAACGCCAACUGCCCAAGCCUACAGAACAAACCGAAAAUGUUCUUCAUCCAGGCCUGCCGUGGAGAUGAGACUGAUCGUGGGGUUGACCAACAAGAUGGAAAGAGCCAUGCAGGAUCCCCUGGGUGCGAGGAGAGUGAUGCUGGUAAAGAGGAGUUGCUGAAGAUGAGACUGCCCACGCGUUCAGACAUGAUAUGCGGCUAUGCCUGCCUCAAAGGGACCGCUGCCAUGCGGAACACCAAACGAGGUUCCUGGUACAUCGAGGCCCUCGCUCAGGUGUUUUCUGAGCGGGCUUGUGAUAUGCACGUGGCUGACAUGCUGGUUAAGGUGAAUGCACUUAUCAAGGAUCGGGAAGGCUACGCCCCUGGCACAGAGUUCCACAGGUGCAAGGAGAUGUCUGAGUACUGCAGCACUCUGUGCCGUCACCUCUACCUGUUCCCAGGACACCCUCCCACAUGAUGCCGCCUCCCCAUCAUCCACGCCAAGUGGAAGCCACUGGACCACAGGAGGUGUGAUAGAGCCUUUGAUCUUCAGGAUGCACGGUUUCUGUUUUUCCCCCUCAGGGAUGUGGGAAUCUCCCAGACUUGUUUCCUGUGCCCAUCAUCUCUGCCUUUGAGUGUGGGACUCCAGGCCAGCUCCUCUUCUGUGAAGCCCUCUGCCUGUAGUGCCAGCUGUGGUUGGACCUAUUGCCAGGAACGUUUCAGCUGCAGGUGAAGAUCCUGACAAGUGAAGUAAUAAACACAGUGUGGUUAGGGGGAGAGGGCAUGUAAGCUUCCCCAUAUUUGGGUUCAGUGCUAGCUUUUGUAGAUGGCACUUUAGUCAUUGCUUUUAUUUCAUUAGUU